CGCAUGAAACAUAUUGGUUCAGGGAUAUCUCUUCAUUUUCAACACAUUUUUUCUACCGAGACUUUAUCAACAAGUUACUGCGCCUUUAUUACGCAUCGCCCGAGUGGAGGACUAUGGCAGCGCGCCUGGCGUUAAACUUUAAAUUUAGGCUGGAGCUGGAGAUGGAAGUGUUUGCCUGCUAGCUGGAACUGCCUGCGGAGCUAUUACAUCAGACGAAAUGACAAUGAUUAAAAUCUGCUUUUUCGCUGCUCCAAAUCCAUUGAGCGACUGACAGUUGCCCGCCAGGCUCUCCUGCGUCCUCUGAAGCACAACUUCACGCCGUUGAGGGGCACCGUCUACUUUUUGCCGGGGAAAAAAAAUAAAAUAAGAUAAGUUACUCUAUCUGUGCAGUCAUACUAGGGGGUAUCACGUUCUCUUCCUUGGGAACAUUGCCUGGGCGAGAGAGUGGAGAAGAGCUAAUUGUAGCCUAAUCCCUGGCCCAGAGGCGCUCGGGCAGCCCGGAGCAAGACAUUUUCUUUUUCAGCUCUCCUCUGUUAUUUAGAGACGGAUUAUUGGCUUUCUUCUUCUCCUAACAGACCACGGGGGCAGUUUCAUUUAGGCGAAAAAAGGCAGACAAAAAAAAAAAAAGGGCUAAAACGCAAAAGGAAGGAUUCCAACAGGAGCGCACGUUGUUUUGUUUUUUUACGCGUAUCCGAAUACGAGCAAGGGGAAGGAGAUCACCUCGUCUAAUGUACAAGGAGGGAAGAAGCAUGUCGCGGCUGUCCCUGACGCGGUCCCCGGUCUCACCCCUAGCCGCCCAGGGGAUCCCGCUCCCGGCCCAGCUGACCAAGUCGAACGCCCCGGUGCACAUCGACGUCGGGGGCCACAUGUACACCAGCAGCCUGGCGACCCUCACCAAGUACCCGGACUCCAGAAUCAGUCGUCUGUUCAAUGGCACCGAGCCCAUCGUGUUGGACAGCUUGAAGCAGCACUACUUCAUAGAUCGGGACGGCGAGAUAUUCCGCUACAUUCUCAGUUUCCUCAGGACCAGCAAAUUGCUCCUUCCAGAUGACUUCAAGGACUUCCACUUGCUAUACGAGGAGGCGCGCUAUUACCAGCUGACGCCCAUGAUCAAGGAGCUGGAGCGCUGGAAGCAGGAGCGCGAGCAGCGACGGAUGGCGCAGCCCUGCGACUGCCUGGUGGUCCGCGUCACACCCGACCUGGGCGAGAGGAUCGCCCUGAGCGGGGAGAAGGUCCUCAUCGAGGAGAUCUUCCCUGAGACCGGAGAUGUUAUGUGUAACUCAGUCAACGCUGGCUGGAACCAGGACCCAACGCACGUCAUUCGCUUCCCCCUCAAUGGCUACUGCAGGCUCAACUCUGUCCAGGUUCUGGAGCGUCUUUUCCAGAAGGGCUUCAGCGUGGCGGCAUCAUGCGGAGGCGGUGUGGACUCGUCCCAGUUCAGUGAGUACGUGUUGUGUCGCGAGGACCGGCGAAGUCUGUCCAUCAACACGCCCAUCAGGAUAAAACAGGAACCCCUGGACUAGAGCAUUCUGGGAGAGGGACUGCCAACACACGACCCCCCCCCCCCCGCCCCCUUACUCCUUCGAUCUCCUCACACCACUGCACUCCGCCUACCCCUGCCCCCCUCCCUGCCCCACCAGGACCACAACCACCCCAAGCAUACCUAAGUAUUAGCAGAGGCUUUCUGACCUCGCUAGCCCUGCAGAACUCUAAGGGGAAUGUAGUACCAAACAAAGGGAAAAAAAAAAGCAUCAGCAACAUUAGUUUUUGAUUAUAAUGCCCAAAGAAUCUGGGACUGUGAUGAAAACAGCAACAACCACAAAUGGACUCAACGGCAGAACACUCAAACCAUUUUAGAACCAUGACUCAUUGAUUUCACCCUCAUCUCCUUAUUAAAAAAAAAGGUGUCCUGAUUCUUUUAGGGGCACAAAAACUGCUCCCCUCUUUGAACCCCAAUCCACCAAAACGUCGCGUGCACACACACACACACACACACACACACACCCCCUCUCUUCCCGACUUUCAGUAGUUUCAUCCAGUUCCGAGUGUGUGUGUGUGUGUGUGAGGUCCAUGUCUCGUCUGGCCUGCUGUGGGACAAGAGAGCUUUGGCGCAACGGGACACUUUUUAUGGAUGACAGAAAGAAGACAUAAUCUGAUUUUGCGAAUCCCUCCACAAGCCCAAGUUUCCGAGACCCCUCCGACCCCAUCCCACCUCCCCCCCACAGUCCUGGCUGCAGAGGUCAGGGCCUCGCCACAAAAACAGCAUCGUUUUGCCAAACUGAUUGUUUAUUACAAUUUCUCACUGUUGUUUCUAAAGUAUGUUCUUCUUGCUCUUUUUGCUGUUCUUAUCAUGACAUGGUGUAAACAAUAAUUAUUAAUAGGAUUAUUUUUCAUGUCUCUUUUUUCCUUUCUCCAAUAUGAAGGAUGUAUGAACAUUGUAUUCAUUAGGCUUGCGAGAGCCUGUGAGGGAGCAUUUCUUGGCAGUAGCUGCAGAAACUCCGAUGUCUCCGGGCUGUGUGGCUAAAGCGAUCUGGCUGGCAAUGCAUUCAGAGCCGGAAAAGGUCCCAUUGUUCAAAUAGGGAUGGAAGAGAACCUGGAUGUUUCCUCAUUGUUUAUAGUGAAAUGUGCAGCACACAUAAAAAAGUGCUCCGGAAUUUGUGCUCAUUAGCCCUAAAACAUAUCUUGGGUACCUGAUCGUUUUUCUUUCUUUCUUUUUUCUCACACGAGCACAAACAUUUGUCCGUAUUUAGCAGAAACUUAAGAAAGUGCGUGAAUAUUUAAAAUUCAGCUGGAGGUUGCACAAGUGCAUUGCAGUUGGGAUAGAAUGUUAAAGACUUGAGGACCGACGUGGAAGGUUGACGUUUACCAGUAUGUCUCGUGAUCAGCAGGAGAUGUACUCUAAAUGCGUACUGUUGCUUUGCACUUAUACAUUGACUACAGUGCUGUCCUGCCCCGUUCCCUUGUUUGAUCCCACUGACCAGUGCCAACAGCAGACUAGGACGCUCAAACAUUCACCGCGAGCAAAACUGCCAAGUGAAACAAGUACUGUGGCCACCAGAGUAGUCGUGGUGCCUAUCGUGUUGAUUGUACAAACAGAAAGACGUCAUCUCUUUUCGCAUUUUAUAGCUCAAGGUGACACAAUGCAUUAUUCAGACGUGCACGAAGGGUGACCACCGCGUGUUCCUUCGAGGCCUCCAGUCUUGACAGUUUUGUUGAGAACGGCUCACACAACCUCCAGACCAAGUUUGAGAGACAGAGUCUGUUUGUUUCAGUAUUGUCACUUCUAAGCCAAGAUUAUUUCAGCCGUUCUUCACAUGUAUGCACGGCAGAACUGUACUGCCCGCAUCUGCGUGUUACUCACAAAGAGCCAAGUGGGCGGCAUUUACUCUAUCCUCCUCUCAUUCUUUUGCUCUGUAUUCUCAGCAUCUCUGGAUCAAAGACAGAAACAAGAAGGGCCAAGUUUUCAUGCUUUAUAUUUGUGCGUAACUUACAGAUGCUGUUUCUUCCAUUCCAAAAGACAGAGGGGAAAAAGGAAAAAAAACAAAACAGAAGCGCAUUCUGAUCUUGGUGGGCACUGGCAGUUGUUUGAGUUAAACUGGGGGUUGUGUUUAUACAACUAGUUGUUCAUUAGAAAAAUGGGCAGUGGUUCUUCUGACCAUGUUGUCCUAAUAGCUGUCCUCUCCGGAUGGCCGCUGAUUAAACAGGGCCAACGAGUGGAUAAAGAUGAGCUCAGUGUAAGUGUAGCUCCCGGCCCUGUGCAGGCCUCCCUCGGGGGUCUCUCUCACAAUCAAGCCCAUCUUUGUUCUGACCUGCCAGUGGCCUGCGCCUUUGCAUACAGUCGCCUCAAAGGGAAUGGUCAACCAGGCCUUUCAUGUGCCGAGGCAUGUUCACAGCGCCCCUCGCCCCCCCGUCCGCCCGCCCGAAGCCUCCCAGGCUCAGCGGUGCCAGUAGAAACGCGGGUUGCGCCCCCCGCUGCCGUGUCAUCUCCCGUGCCCUGGUUUCCAAAACGCCCUCCUAUGCUGUGGCUCGCUCGACCACACCGGAGCAAACCAAACAAACUGAUGAGUCAAGUCUGGGCACACUCAGAACAUAGUGUGCAGCCAGCCCGACUUGACUCUGCUGAGCCGCGAGAUCUUUCAUCCAGUUGAUACGAGGUGUGGAAACUCAUCUGGGUUCGCUCUUGAUGAAACGAAAAAAAAUUCAAAAAUCCACGCCGUGCUCAAACCUCACAUCUGCACGAGUGACUUUUUUUUCAGGGAGGAGUGAAUGAAGGCAUAUUACUGAUGUGGUAUUUUGAAAUCACGGGAUGGGCUUCAAGCUUGGUGAGAGCUAAGGGGUUAUGGAUUUGUGACGAUUCCAACAUGCACAUAAAGUGAGGAAGAAGAUGGCAGGUAUUGAGUUUCUGCGUUUUGCACUAACCAAACCAGGACGGCAGGCUAACUCGACGGGACUGGAAACUUCCCAGACAUGUUCACACAUGCCUCCCUUUUCAGACGGUACUGGUCCGUGUGCAGCCAGUCCACGCGGUAUUCACUCCACCUCUGAGGCAGGUCAGUUGUACAGUUAUUGUAUAUUGAAUUAUCAAGACUCGGGGGUUUCACGGGACCCUUGUGUUUUUCAAGAGACCUCCUAGUCCUCUCCACGAAAAAAGAAUGAGAAGAAUUCAGAGCAUUACAUUGUGUACAUAUGAAUUAAAACAUUUCAAAGGGUAUAAUAAGGUGCAAAUGUAUAUUAUUUAAAAGUGUUUGAAACAAUUAGACUGUGGUAUUAAAGGGCAUGUGUUCAUU
Messenger RNA from Scophthalmus maximus (turbot), 4787 nucleotides. Its product is annotated as BTB/POZ domain-containing protein kctd15. Gene Ontology annotation, biological process: protein homooligomerization. The transcript has 5 exons. The coding region runs from base 729 to 1523 and encodes 264 amino acids. Gene Ontology annotation, molecular function: protein binding. The record is from RefSeq and is a predicted model, not a curated record. Lineage: Eukaryota; Metazoa; Chordata; Actinopteri; Pleuronectiformes; Scophthalmidae.